GUUUCCAUGCGACGGAAACGGGCAAACACUAGUAACUUUAGUGCCUUGAAUAAUGCAAUAGUUGCAUGUUGUAAAAAAUCCAUACCGAUCAUACCGCUGCCCAAUUGAAUUUUCAAGGAGUAAAGUGGUCGUAAAAUUUUAAUUAAUUCUCAUCUCAAUCAUUAAGUAUCUCUCCCAGCAAUAAUUGAAUCGCACUCGACCAUCUCAUUGAUCAAAAUCUCGUGUGGUUCGCGUUCUCUGGAUUAUGGAUGAUAAUAAUCGUCCCCAGACCGCUUCUCAAGACCCACCACCACCACCCACAGCAAGACCAGUGUCCCGCAGACGUUUCGGUGAACCCAUGACGGCUCGACAACGGCCAGACAGCAGGAUGAGCACCGCAAACACGGAGUCCCCACAAUCGCAACAACGUCCCAUGAGCCGAGUUUCCAGGCUUCAGUCGGCCGCUCGACCCGCUUCCUCCUCCCUCCGCUUGGGUUCUGCCAUGCGAACGGCACGCCCCCCAUCCGGCACUGGAGGUUCAUUGCCGCUCCACGCAUCCGUCAACGUAAUGGAGCGACCCGUCACUCAGCAAGGCGUUUCAGGUCUACGAACGGCCCGGACAAGUUAUGGCCCUCACAGGCGAAUGGUCCACGACAAAACAUAUUUUUUGGGAGUAUUGCACACAAAAAUGUCUGAAAUGGGGGUCGAAAUCGCUCGACUCGCCUCACAAGUGGAUUCUUUGGCAAAGGAACAGUCCACCUAUAUCGCAUAUGAGAGCAGGGUGAAGGAAAAAGCCGUUGAAUUGCAGGAAAUGCAUGGGGAACUUCAGGAUUACAACAUUUUGUCCGAAAUGUUGUCCAGUGACAAGGACAAAAUGUACUUGGAGGAAGAGUUGAAAACUUUGAGGAAAGACAAUUCUUCCGAUUCAGAAAGGAUAGAAUUGAUCUACAAUCGACGACGAGAUGCUGAACGUCAAGUGGCCGAAUUAGAGGAACGUAUUGAAGAAGAACGCAACAAGGCGCACACCAUCAUUGAAUCUCUCAACCCACAACUACGGGAGCGAUAUGUGGCAUUUCAAAGUCAAAAUAGCCGACUUCAGACCGAAAUGGAAGGGUUGCAACUGACUCUGGAUGACUUCAAUUCGAAAAAGUCAGAACUUUACGACCGCAUUUGCAGAUCCGAAUUGAAAAAGAAGGCUGCAGAAAUGGAGGAAGAGUUGAUGGAGGCAGAGGACAAGCGGAUCGCCUUGUCCAGGGAAGCACAUUCAAAUGAGACGCCGGAAGAGGAACAGGCCAGACUUUUAUCUCAGGUCAAGGUUGACAAUGCCGAAAUUAGUACGUUGGAGCGACAAAUUACCGAGGUGGCAGACCAGAUAAGGAAAGCCCAAGAAGAAAUACAAACUAUGGAACAGGAAAUCGAGGAAACUGAUUCCGAUCGACAGCAGAAGUUCAGAGAGCUUAAAAAACGAGAACAAGACAUGGACGAAUUUAUGCACAAUUUUGAAGAUAACAAAGGAAAGGAAUGCGAAGGCUUGAGUCGUAUUGAGGCUGAAAUUGUCAAUUGCAUGGAAAGAAUUUCACGAAAUGUUCAUCUAGCAGCCACUUUACCAGAAGCGGGACAAAACUUUAUAGAAAUGAGAGAGGAACUGGAUUUUAAAGAGGAUGAGUUCGACAAGGCCAAAUAUACUUCAGAAAUGAUAGAGUACCGAAAUGAUGCUUUGAGAAAACAGUUGGACAACUUUCAAAAUUUGGAAGAAAAAAUGAAAACCGAGUUAAAGUCCUUGGUGGACAAAAUGGAAGUUAUGCAAACGGACAUUCGAAAAUUCCAAGAUAUUGACACGGUAAAAAUAGAAGGAAAUGACCGGCUCCGAAAAUUGCAGUUAGAGAAUGCAGCCUUGGACAAGAAGACAAAGGCAUUUGGAGAGACCUUCAAAGCGGUGCAAAUAGAGCAUGAGAAACUCAAAAAAGAAUUGGAUUCCAACGACGUGCAUCGUCAACUGACAAGUUUGGAGAAAAAGUGGGCCCUGCUGGAAGAAGCCAAUUACAACCUGGCUCAGUUCCUUCAGGCAAAAAGGGCCGAAACCGAUUUUGAGGGUGUCAAGAACUCAGCCAUGGGAAUUUUGAAAGAAUUGAAUGUCAUGUUGCAAAUGAAGUAGUGAUUUUUAAUAAGUAAGUCAGGUUAAAUAAAUAACUAUGUGUAUU
Molecule: messenger RNA, 2180 nt
Organism: Folsomia candida
Lineage: Eukaryota; Metazoa; Arthropoda; Collembola; Entomobryomorpha; Isotomidae
Product: intraflagellar transport protein 74 homolog
Exons: 8
Coding region: 245-2134 (629 amino acids)
Biological process (GO): intraciliary transport involved in cilium assembly; cilium assembly
Cellular component (GO): centrosome; cilium; intraciliary transport particle B
Molecular function (GO): beta-tubulin binding
Source: RefSeq, a predicted model, not a curated record